UCGAUGCGCACAGAAGGAGAGCUUGUCCAUCUAUAAAACGCGUAUGUGAAGUGAAGUCGAGUCGGUCAAUUGAUAAAACUAUGUAUAGGGGCAGCCGGGCCGUAUUAGCAAGCGUGACGUGCCGGACUGAACACGUCUUUCUUUUCUGGCAACAGAAGAUGAGAUGUACAAGCAAGACCAGUGGUUUCAGUAGCACUACCGAGCUUGCAUAAGCUCUUUUUUCACCAAUCGAACCGCGCGAAAUGGUCGCCUCGGAAUACAGGGCGCAACGGAACCAAGGCUUUGAAAAAGGCGCGAAGCGUUGUGUUGUUGGCGUGUUGCGUCACAAAGGCAAGAUGAAAGGCGGGGGGCGGGCUCCAAUUCCAUUCGAAGUAACGUAAUAGGAUUCGUUAAUGCACAAUCUUCAAAACUUCUCGGGAUCCUUAGUUUUUCGAGCAAAGGUCCCAUCCUUCAAUAUCAUGAUUGGGUCGACCAGGCCAGAUCAUAAGUGAAAGAAAAUGAUCGGGUCGACCAGGUCAGGCCCAAUCAUGAGUGAAUAGAAAAUAGAAAACGUACAUUGCUGUUCCAGCGGAAAUACUUGGAAUCAUUCUACCACUUUUACUAGGAGUAGCCUUUUUAGUGCUAGCUGAACGUAAAGUAAUGGCUUUUGUGCAACGUCGAAAGGGUCCUGAUGUAGUAGGAUCGUUUGGAUUGUUACAACCUAUAGCAGAUGGUUUGAAAUUGAUUCUAAAAGAACCUAUUUCACCAAGUAGUGCUAAUUUCUCCCUUUUUAGAAUGGCUCCAGUGGCUACAUUUAUGUUAAGUCUGGUCGCUCGGGCCGUUGUACCUUUUGAUUAUGGUAUGGUAUUGUCAGAUCCGAACAUAGGGGUACUUUAUUUGUUUGCCAUAUCUUCGCUAGGUGUUUAUGGAAUUAUUAUAGCGGGUCGGUCUAGUAAUUAGGGGGCGGCCGUUCGGUCGCCUAUGAUAGAAGGACCAAUGGGUCAAAAAUAGGUUUGUGCCGCAGGUGUUGAACGAUCUACUCUACACAGGUGUGGGCUUACAGGGCUAGGGCUCAUAAACCCUUUCAUUCAUAAAUAGGGCCCUGGUCGGUAACUUUUCCGGGCCGGCGGGAUCGAAAAGUGGAAGUCAUAAAAAAGAGAUUUCUUUUCAAAAAAAGAAAAGGCGACGAAAGCCCACUACAGUACAGUCGAAGUAAGCGGCUGAGUUAGCCUAGCCUCGCCGACUUUUUCUUUUAGUAGGCGAGCGAGUUAGCGAAGACGCUUAGGCUAAUUGCUAAGAGAGCGUCGGGGCGUAGCCUGAAUUCUAUUCUACUACGCUACGCAAAGUAACUUAGCUCGACGUUAAGAGAGUCAAGGUUAUGACAUAAAUAGAAUAACCGCUGUUCGCUUACUUUACUAAGGUAUAACCUUUUGCUCCCCGGGGGAAAGCUGCUUCGCACCACUGAUAGACUACUAAAUAGGAAAUGACAAAGGCCUUGUUUCGCAAGCCUUUGUCAUUGUAAGUAAACUAAGUAGGGCGAAUAGCCCCCUGCGAAUCCGUAAAUCUUAGUGAGGAGCAUGCCGCGAAAAAAAAGGAUGGUCCCCUAUGCAUUUCUUUCCGGAACGGAAAGAAUUCAAGUACCUUACCCCCCAUCAUGGUGAACCUCUCCUUGUGAUCGGGAUGAGGUAGAUGCCUCCCAGCCGGGGGGCUUAUCGAAUCGGAGUUUCCUUAGGUAGCCACCGACCUACAGUUAUCCUUAAACUUCCGUGCUUGGUGGAGAAGAAGCGAACAAAGGUACGCUCGCUUGCUGUCUUGUUCUCUGCCGCGGACUGGGAUCGCUCGCCAGCUAGGCCCUAUAGAAGAAAGUUAGAGCAACAUUGUAUGAGAACAUAUUACCCAUCUUCGGGGACAAGGGGCGGAACGACCUCUCGAUCUACUUACUGACUACAGCCCAGGACGGGCGUCGUCGUCUAGGCGUUCCCUGUUGCUCUGAUCUCCCCUACGCCUAGGACGUUGUCUGGGCCAAGAGCCAUAGUUAGUUGCUGUUUCUCCAUUUGGUUUUUUUCUCGUUGUUGAUACCGGCAAGACCCAGCCAGAUGAUGAUGUCUGCUGGUUGGUAGUGAGAGGACUCUUAGUACCAAGGGGCGCGCGCUGAUGAAAAAACAAUCAUUUUCUUUAGUUUCUUGCUCUCCCUUAGCACUUAGCAGCGGGAAAUGAGUCUAUCUAUCUGCCUAGCUUUGGUAGAUUUCCCCCCAACGCAAUGAAAAAACGGAAAUUCCACGAAUCCCUGAGGUGGAUAAGUCCGACGACUCAGCAGCAGUGCGGAAUGGAGUUUCUCGUCCGGUGGAUCUGAUCUAUAGUUUCUAGUUAUGGGGCAAGACAUACCAAAAGGUUCGAA
This is a messenger RNA of Dendrobium catenatum, 2377 nucleotides long. RefSeq names its product NADH-ubiquinone oxidoreductase chain 1. Gene Ontology annotation, cellular component: membrane. The coding region runs from base 640 to 939 and encodes 99 amino acids. The transcript has a single exon. Gene Ontology annotation, molecular function: NADH dehydrogenase activity. Gene Ontology annotation, biological process: aerobic respiration. The record is from RefSeq and is a predicted model, not a curated record. NCBI's taxonomy places the organism in Eukaryota, Viridiplantae, Streptophyta, Magnoliopsida, Asparagales, Orchidaceae.